Messenger RNA from Papilio machaon (common yellow swallowtail), 614 nucleotides. RefSeq names its product troponin C, isoallergen Bla g 6.0301. Gene Ontology annotation, molecular function: calcium ion binding; enzyme regulator activity. Lineage: Eukaryota; Metazoa; Arthropoda; Insecta; Lepidoptera; Papilionidae. The transcript is spliced from 5 exons. Bases 149 to 610 code for a protein of 153 amino acids. The record is from RefSeq and is a predicted model, not a curated record.
CCUCUGUUCUAAUCCCAUCUUCACCCGUCGAGCGGCCAGUGCGACCGUUUUUAUUGCUACCGCUGCACCGCUAUUGUCCUUAGAAAAUUUGAAAUCAGAAAUUUAUAAGUUUCGUUAACUGCAUUUAUUCAAUUUAUUUCCGUCCACCAUGAGCAUGCUGAACAUCGAGGGUACGACGUUCAACGUCCUCCGCAAGGCCUUCGACGGCUUCGACCACAACCGCUCGGGCAGCAUCCCAUGUGACUUCGUCGCGGACAUUCUCCGGAUGAUGGGGCAGCCCUUUAACAAAAAAAUCCUUGAAGAACUCAUCGAGGAAGUCGAUGCCGACAAAUCUGGCCGUCUAGAGUUUCCCGAGUUCGUAACUUUGGCUGCCAAGUUCAUUGUUGAAGAGGAUGCAGAAGCCAUGCAAAAAGAGCUCCGCGAAGCAUUUAGGUUAUACGACAAGGAAGGCAACGGAUACAUUCCCACAUCGAGCCUGCGCGAGAUCCUGCGCGAGCUAGACGAGCAGCUCACAGACGAAGAGCUAGACGGCCUUAUCCAGGAGAUUGACACCGACGGUAGCGGCACCGUUGACUUCGAUGAGUUCAUGGAGAUGAUGACCGGAGAAUAAACAC